Molecule: messenger RNA, 2793 nt
Organism: Andrographis paniculata
Lineage: Eukaryota; Viridiplantae; Streptophyta; Magnoliopsida; Lamiales; Acanthaceae
Product: protein ACTIVITY OF BC1 COMPLEX KINASE 7, chloroplastic-like
Exons: 18
Coding region: 353-2503 (716 amino acids)
Biological process (GO): regulation of response to reactive oxygen species
Source: RefSeq, a predicted model, not a curated record
AUGAAUGCUGCGCAUUUUGUGAUGUUCGGUCUGUUUAUAGUCAAACGCUUGUACAGUUCACAAAAGUAUCACUCCCGCUUCCCCUGUAUGCUUAAAUCUUGAAUGAAUGAGAUCGAGGACGGUUUUGGGUAUUGGUACUUCCUGUAGAGCUUCUGGAUUGUGAUUUGUUAUUCUUCGUUCAUUGAUCUGCUGCGAGGUUAUUAUUUUGUUGAUUUUCUCGUCUAUUUUGAGUUCGAUUGCUUUCGGUUUGUUUCGAUUGCGGGAAUCGGGUGGAAUAGCUGAGCAUUCGAUUCUGGUGACGAUUCAGGACAGAAUCGUCGAACAUAUCAGAUUUCCUCCAGAUUUUAAACCUAUGGCGGCAGUGCUGAUUUCUAACAACAGCUAUGGCUUCGUUGGAGGAUCAGUAAAUCAUGGAAGAUGGGGAGACGAUAUUAGUUUUUCUGGAUCAGUCAGAGACAAAAGUUUUCAGAAGUUCAACAAAAAUACGAAGAAUCUAAUCAAAACACGGAAACUCCACAGGCUUCAGGUGGAAAUGCAGCAGAGGGAAUUGCCAGACAAAGUAGUCAAGAAUGGCAGAGUCAUAGAAAUGGUAGCGACAAGUGAGAUAAAGAAACGAAUGUCAUUAGAUAAUUCAAAAACUGGAUCUGCAAAGAACAUCAAUGGAAUUGUACAGAAUGUUAAUGGUCAUCAGCAGUUAGUCAAGAGAGAGAGCCUGGUCAAGAAGGAUAGUUCUCUGUCCCUUACAAAAUCUGCUAGGCCUAAAGAGUUUCUACCCUUUGAAGGGCCAAAGAUUUUGCCUUCAGCCAAAGGUUAUAGUUGGGCGAAUGAAAACUAUAACUCCAUCCAGAGGAAUAUUGACAUCUGGUCCUUUAUCAUUUCACUGCGUCUGCGUGUUCUAUUGGACAAUUCCAAGUGGACAUACAUUGGAGGCUUCACAGAGGAUAAGCAGAGAAAGAGGAGACGGAAAACAGCUAUAUGGUUACGGGAGCGUAUCCUCCAACUUGGUCCAACCUUUAUCAAACUUGGACAAUUGUCCUCUUCACGAUCAGAUCUAUUCCCCAAGGAGUUUGUCGAAGAGCUUGCUAAACUGCAGGAUCAAGUACCUGCUUUUUCAUCCAGUCGAGCAAAGAGCUUGAUUGAAACUGAACUGGGUGCUCCAAUGCAUAUUUUGUUCAAGCAUUUUGAAGAUGAACCAAUUGCUGCUGCUAGUCUUGGUCAGGUUCACAGGGCUGUUUUGCAUAAUGGAGAGAAAGUAGUGGUUAAAAUUCAACGUCCAGGACUGAAAAAACUUUUCGACAUUGAUCUUGGAAAUAUGAAGAUAGUUUGUGAAUAUUUUCAAAGAAGUGAAACACUAGGUGGUCCAACAAGGGAUUGGAUUGGGAUAUACGAAGAAUGUGCCAAGAUAUUGUAUCAAGAAAUUGAUUAUGUCAAUGAAGCGAAAAAUGCUGACAGAUUCCGUCGUGACUUUCGCAAUAUAAAGUGGGUUCGAGUGCCUAUGGUCUUCUGGGAUUAUACGGGAACCAAAGUAUUGACCCUGGAGUAUGUUCCUGGUAUUAAGAUCAACCAGUUGGAUAUGAUUGAUGCGCGGGGUUAUAAUCGAUCAAGAAUUUCAGCACAUGCUGUUGAAUCCUACUUGAUUCAGAUGCUAAAGACUGGUUUCUAUCAUGCCGAUCCCCAUCCUGGGAAUCUUGCAAUUGACAAAGAUGAAGCACUCAUAUACUACGACUUUGGGAUGAUGGGAGAGAUCAAGGGCUUCACAAGAGAGAAGUUAAUGGAACUGUUCUAUGCCAUUUAUGAAAAGGAUGCAAAAAAGGUUAUGCAAAGUCUAAUAGAUCUGGGAGCCCUUCAACCAACAGGGGAUUUGACAUCGGUGAGGAGAUCAGUGCAGUAUUUCUUGAAUAACUUGUUAAACCAAAGAUUCGAUAAGCAGAAGACAUUGUCUGCCAUUGGUGAGGAUUUAUUUGCAAUAGCGCUAGAUCAACCUUUUCGGUUCCCUUCAACGUUCGCCUUUGUGUUCAGGGCAUUUUCAACUCUUGAAGGCAUUGGGUACACUCUAGACCCCAACUUCUCCUUCGCUAAGAUUGCUGCACCAUAUGCUCAGGAACUGUUGGAGAUGAGAAGCCAGCAGCUAACCGGGAGGCAAGUUGUUCAAGAGAUAACUAAACAAGCUGACGAUGCAAGAUCAUACACGAUGUCCAUGCCUUACCGGAUCCAACGGAUAGAAGAGAUUGUCAAACAACUUGAAUCAGGUGAUAUAAAGCUACGCGUUCGUGUCCUUGAGUCGGAGAGAGCAGCUCGGAAAUCGACCAUACUACAGAUGGGAACAAUAUACCUACUGUUGGGUGGUACCCUUAUGAAUCUCGGCCUCACAUUCAGCAUGGGACUUAGAGGCACUCCAUUUAUUUCAAUUGGUUUAUUUGUAGGAGCCAGCAUCUUCAUUCUUCUAUUUAUACACUCCAUCAGAAGGGUCAAACGAAUCGAAAAUAUAGAGAGCAUGAUAUGACGUUAAGCUAAAGUUACUUAACAGAGAAAUAGAGUGUCAUUUCCGAUUCCUUUGAUCACCAAAUAAAAUCAAUGUAUUUCAAUAUUACUACUGUUUAUAAUAAUAGCCAAACUGAGAGAUUCAAAACCAAAAUAUUCCUUUUUGCAGCACUUUAUUCAUGCAGCCACUCAUUCAUAACAGAAGCAUAGCAUAUAAUCUGGGGACAAACCUGAAAUAACAGCAACAUAGGUUUCUACUACUGGUUGUUACCCUUAUAGAAAAACCGUGAAACGAUGCCCAGUUUCCACCAA